AUGCGUUUCUCAAUCAUCACCGCCACCCUCAUCGCAGCAGUCGCCGCUCAAUCCCCCCUCGCCCUCGCCGCAGCCGACACCUCCUGCGCUGUCCCCGUCACCGUCACCGUCACUGUAACCGGAACCACCCCACACACCCCCGCCGCACCAACCAGCAUGUCAGCAUACUACCCCACCACCACCCCCGCCACUACCCCACUCGUGCCCGCGGCUUCUACAGUCGGCACAAUUGGUACGAUUGGUACGGGUGCGCCUACGGGGCCUGGUCUACCUCAGUUCACGGGUGCGGCGGGGAGUUUGAGGGUUGGUGGCGCGAUUGCUGGUGUUGCUGGUGUUGCUGCAAUGUUGUUGUAG
Pyrenophora tritici-repentis Pt-1C-BFP is the source of this 354-nucleotide messenger RNA. Lineage: Eukaryota; Fungi; Ascomycota; Dothideomycetes; Pleosporales; Pleosporaceae. The record is from RefSeq and is a predicted model, not a curated record.